Molecule: messenger RNA, 1052 nt
Organism: Micropterus salmoides (largemouth bass)
Lineage: Eukaryota; Metazoa; Chordata; Actinopteri; Centrarchiformes; Centrarchidae
Product: protein RIC-3-like
Exons: 4
Coding region: 464-988 (174 amino acids)
Biological process (GO): synaptic transmission, cholinergic; protein localization to cell surface
Cellular component (GO): neuronal cell body; intracellular membrane-bounded organelle; neuron projection
Source: RefSeq, a predicted model, not a curated record
UGUUUGUUCCUCUGCCCACUAGAGCGCAGAGUGCUAGAUUUGAAACAAAGCUCUCUCACAGUCCUUGUAGGCCUAUGCUUAUUACGUUUCCUGCAAAUUGUUAUUUGAUUGAAAUAGGCCACCACCCCGACUCGUUUUUCUCUUAUUAAUACCAUAUUAAUUUAACAAAUCUAAAAAAACGUCUGGCCCCAGGCAGUUUGACUUUUGUGAAUCAGUGGCACAAGUUUUUCCAGUUGGCGCUUUUAUUCUGAAAGCGUCCUUUCCGGAAGUCCGGUUCUUGUUAUUGCAGCGGAGCAGCUGUUCGGAGCCGCACAGUUUAGGUCUCAUCACACUGCUUUCGCUGGAUAUUAGCCUGACAGUUGAGCGUUUCCUAACUGUCUCCCGUGUCUUUAGCCACACAUUUAGCGGCUGGCGUUGCUCCUUUUCGGCGGGUGUCCCGUCCCGUUUGUGUGUUCACGAGAGGAUGGUUUUGUCAACGUCACAACAAGUCGCCCUGGCUUUCACGGCCGUGCUCUUCACGUUCGUCGUCCUGCCCAGGUUGUUUGGCGUCGGCGGCGGGGCCGGGGCGAAGGAAACUAGAUUUGACCCUCGCUACACCAGAAAAGCAGGUCCGGGCCCGGGCGCAGUCAGAGGUCAGCCCAUCAACGUGAACGCCCCCGGUUCAGCUCAGACCCCUGAGAACAUGCAGCAGAUGAAGAAGCUGAUGGAACAAGAGCUGAAGAGUGACAAGUACAAGUCCAACAGCAACAAGGGCUACGUGUUCACACUGAUGCCCCUCUACGCUAUCGGAGUUGGAGUGUUUGCAGCUUACAAGUUUUUGAAGAUCAAAUCUGCAGAUGACGAGGCACAAAAGGACAAGUUUGCAAAAGGAGCCAAAAAAUCAGUAGAGGCAGAGAACCAGUUGAACGAGCUGGAACAAAGGCUAGCGCAGACGGAGAGGAUGCUCAACUCCAUCCUCACCCAGCUGGACCCGCUCACUAACUGGUGAGUAGGGCUCCACCUCAUCGUUGUAAUCCACGUCAUUGAAUACAGAAAUACGUCGCGCGUCGGUG